This is a messenger RNA of Aspergillus niger, 501 nucleotides long. RefSeq lists its product as uncharacterized. NCBI's taxonomy places the organism in Eukaryota, Fungi, Ascomycota, Eurotiomycetes, Eurotiales, Aspergillaceae. The coding region runs from base 1 to 501 and encodes 166 amino acids. The record is from RefSeq and is a predicted model, not a curated record. The transcript has 2 exons.
AUGUCUUCAAAUUAUGAACCGGAGAAAGCAACGACAAGCAGCCAGAGCCAUGGCAUCUUCAACCAGAAUAUGGAGGAAACCUAUAUAUUUCGUUCAGUCGAAUCUACGGGUCUAUAUGGAAGAAGCGAGGUCACGCAGCUUUCCAGCUCACGUAGGUUGGAAGCCCAUCAAAUACUCGAAUCCUAUGGAAAUAACGACAAACACCUACCCGAUGUCGGGCAGAAUUGUCAGGACUGGGUUGUGGGUGCAUUGGGGUCACUCGAGCGUGCUAAUCUCGUACCUAAAGGAACAGCGGGGUAUUGGCGAGAACAAACAGGCAAAGGUCCCAUUAGCAUUGGGAAACAAAUGAUUGAAGAUGGGAAGCCAUGGAUCUCAAAUGUGAAAUCGACACAGAGAUUACCAGCAGAUGCAACGUAUGGAAAGACCGAAAAGGGCAGGCCCAUCGGCAAGCUAAAUCUCGACAACUUCGCCCAUCUUAGCGGUGUUGUCACGAAGCGAUAG